AUGAACUCAAUAACUGGACAAGGACAAACAUCAUGCAGAAACCACGAGGAGGACUUUGGGGAGCCAAUUGCUAUCAUUGGUAUGGCAAUGCGGCUACCAGGCGGUGUUCGAUGUGGAGAUGACUUUUGGGAAAUGCUCGUGAAUAAACGAGAUGGCUUUUGUGAAGCGCCUCCCUCGCGCUGCUCUCGAGAGGCGUCUAGCAGCGUCGAUUGUGGAGAUCUGAGCGAAACGAAAAAGGGGUUCUUUUUGCAAGAAGAUCCAGGUUGUUUUGACAAUUCCUUCUUUUCUGUCCCUCCCCACGAGGCGGCGCGCCUGGACCCUCAGCAACGGCUCUUGCUGGAGGUGGUUUGGGAGUGCCUGGAGAACUCGGGGGAGACUAAGUGGCGCGGUGAGAAAAUCGGUUGCUUUGUUGGCGUUUUUGGCGAAGAUUGGCUAGAGAUAUCGCAUAAAGAUCCCCAGCAUUUGACGCAGAUAUUUCCUAUCGCAACCGGUGGUUAUGCAUUAGCAAACCAAGUGUCGUAUCGAUUUGAUCUCCUAGGUCCGAGCAUGACCAUCCAGACAGCUUGCUCUUCAUCCCUGGUCUGCCUGCAUGAGGCCUGUCAAGCACUCAGAUCAGGAGAGUGCACAACAGCUCUGGUGGGCGGGACGAGCCUUAUAUGGAGCCCAACCAUGACAGAUGCCAUGACCAAAAAUAUGGUUUUGUCACCAAGUGGUAUCUCUCAUACUUUUGAUGCUGAGGCAGACGGCUACGGUCGUGGUGAAGGGAUCAACUGCAUAUAUCUCAAACCUUUACGCGACGCGCUUCGGGACAACGACGCGAUCCGCGCCGUCAUCCGCUCCACAGUGAGCAACCACGAUGGCAAGACCCCUAACUUUUCUCAACCAUGUCCAAUAUCUCAGGAAAGGUUGAUUCGUCACGCGUAUCGGAUUGCGGGGAUUGACGCGAUACAGGAAACACCUGUUUUUGAAUGUCAUGGGACUGGAACAGCCGUCGGCGAUGUCAUCGAAGCAUCAGUUGUUGCAAAGAUGACCCAAGGAGAAGCGACAUAUAUCAGUGCUGUCAAACCAAAUGUCGGCCACUCAGAGGGUGCCUCCGGCAUCACUAGCAUCAUCAAAUCAAUUUUGUCACUUGAACACAAGACCAUCGCACCCAAUAUCCAUUUCAAAACACCGAAUCCCCAAAUUCCAUUCACCGAGGCAAAUCUCCAUGUCCCCCUAGAACCAACUCCGUGGCCUGCUAGCAGGCCCGAAAGGAUCAGCGUAAAUUCGUUCGGUAUUGGCGGAUCCAAUGCCCACGCUAUUCUGGAGUCCGCCUCUUCGGUCUCUCCAAAGCCCCAACCCACAUCGCUUGGACUUUGCAGCCCGCAGCUCCUGGUUCUGUCUGCGCAUAAUGCAGACACUCUUCGCAAGCGUAUCAGCCAGACCACCGACUAUGUAAAGAAUCACUCAGACCGCCUGCAUGAUCUUUCGUUCACUUUGGCUGCGCGAAGAUCACAUCUUUCCCACCGGGCUUUCGCUGUGGUGCAGCCGAGUAAUCCAGCGAUAGAUGAUGCGGCAUUUUCGAUUUUUAACACCAGUUCCCCAAAUGUCACCUUCGUGUUCACAGGUCAGGGUGCUCAAUGGCCCGGGAUGGGGCUAAAGCUCUUGUCUGAAUUCCCAACAUUCAAGGAAGAUAUCAAAAGAAUGGAUGAGGCACUGCAGCAGCUACCUGAUCCCCCGAAUUGGUUAUUAUAUGGUCAGAUUGAGGGUUCUACCCCUGAAGUUACGAGAAUAUUUUCACUAACGUACCUUCCAGAUGAACUAAGCCAAGAGAGUUCAAUUUCUCGAGUCCACGAAGCCGAGUUCUCUCAGCCUCUCUGUGUUGCGCUUCAAAUUGGACUAGUAAAUAUUCUUCGGGGCUGGGGAAUCGAGCCAUCUAGAGUUGUCGGGCAUUCAAGCGGAGAGAUUGUGGCCGCAUAUGCUGCCAGAGCUAUUUCUAUGAGAAGUGCUAUCGUUAUAGCAUACUAUCGAGGCAAAGUCGCUAAACCGCUAGAAGGCUUAGGCGCUAUGGUGGCCGUUGGCCUUUCCCCGGACGAAGUGGCACCGUACUUGACACCAGGAGUGGUUGUGGCCUGCCACAAUAGUCCGCAUAGUGUCACCCUGUCAGGGGAUAAAGACUCGGUUGACGAUGUGAUCAAAAACAUUAAGACGGCAAAUUCAGAUACACUCUGCCGGCGGCUUACAGUUAAAAUCGCCUAUCAUUCUGACCAGAUGAAACAGAUUGGCUCUGAAUAUGAACAUUGUAUCUCUAGCCACAUCGAAUAUGAGCAGGAAAUGCUUCCUUUCUGUUCUAGUGUGACUGGCGACACUAUCACCGACCCUCGCAAACUAGAUGCAUCAUAUUGGCGACAGAAUCUGGAAUCACCGGUAUUGUUCACCGAGGCUAUCCAAAGCCUACCUACUAGUGGAACCCCAGUCUUCCUAGAAGUCGGGCCGCAUUCAGCCCUCGCCGCCCCUCUGCGACAAAUCUUCCGGACUCUUGCAACGAAGUAUGACGAGGAUGUCCAAAGACAGCUACUACGGACAGCGGGGCAGGCCUAUGCGAACGGCGUAGGAUUCAAUCUGUCGAGCAUAAUUGAGCCCGGGAAUACGCUGACAGAUCUUCCACCUUAUCCUUGGCAACAUGAUCGCUCCUACUGGAGUGAGAGUCGACUGAGUAGGGAGUGGAGGCAUCGGAAGUUUCCGCAUCAUGAAAUCCUCGGCUCGCGAGUCGUCGAUACGACCGACCAUGAGCCUUCUUGGCGUAAUCUGGUCACGCUGGACGACGUGCCCUGGCUUUUGGAUCACGUAAUCCAAGGGGCCGUCACAUUCCCUGGCGCUGGAUUCGUCGCUAUGGUAGGUGAGGCAGUCCAGCAGCUAUAUCCUGACAACGAUAGUUAUUCGGUGCGCAAUGCGACAUUUAUAACGCCAUUACUGUUCCACGAGGAAGACCAGAUCGAGAUCGUAACUAGCCUCAGUCCGGUCGAAGUGGCUGACAGGGUUCCAUCCGGCUGGUACGGUUUCAAAAUCAUGGCCUAUGACGGAGAAAGAUGGACGAUGCAUUGUCAGGGUCAAGUAAGAGCCGGGUCCGAUCAUCCCCCAGAGCCAUUCCCAAUAUCUUCCUAUAAGCGAGCUUUGCUAUCUGAAAGUGUGUACCGAGUACUUCAAAGGAGCGGUAUAGAUUACGGCCCUCAGUUCCAAGGCCUAGAGAAGAUCACAGCCGAUCCCACUGGACCGAGGGCGACUGCGACUAUUCUGGGUAAUCGCGGGCUGCCUGGGAGCAGGUAUUCGCUGCAUCCCACGGCGAUUGAUCAAUGCCUCCAACUCAUGGGUGUGGCCUGUUCUCAGGGCUUGUUGCGACACCUCACAACAAUUUAUGUUCCGGCUAUGAUAGAUUCCUUGUUCGUCGGACCAGGUGGUCCACCUAUGCCAGCAAGUGCCCGGACCAAGAGCGGUACAAGGGAUGGCCAACUGGGCGAUGUCGUUGCCAUGCUUGACGAUCGGGUGGUGCUCUCCAUUCAAGGAGCUUAUCUUUUUGCCUUGGAAAAUGAUAAUAUAGAUUCUGAAACUGGACCCGCGGGCUCAGUAACCCAUCUUGAGUGGAAAUCGGACAUUGAUUUCUUGCAAUCAUCAGCACUUCUGUCUACGCCACACAAUUAUACAUCACAGGCUAUGAAUAUUAAAGCCUUGGGUCAGCUAUCCGCGCUUUUUGUUCUGGAGACAGCGGAGCAAAUUCGGGAUGUCGACCCAACAUUACCACAUUUCGUAAAGUGGAAGAAAUUCAUCCUGGACGCAGCUUCUAAUAUCAAAACAAGUGGACAACAAUCAAUCUACCCAGAUUCAGCUCAGUGGGCAUUGCUAAGUUCGGCAGACAGACAGGAAAUGACACGGAAAGUGUUAGCCGAAACCAAGUUUACCUUUGAUGCUCCACUUGCAGAUUGCAUGCAGGUUGUCUUCGAUAACUGCAAAGCAUUUAUAUCUGGAGAAAGCAGCCCAUUGGAGGUCCUCAUGAAGGACAAUCUGUUACACCAAUUCCAUGCUGCGCACACACAGUAUGCCGGUUGGGAGCCGUUCCUACCGUUGCUCUGUCAUUCCAACCCAGGCCUGCGAAUACUUGAGAUCGGUGCAGGUACCGGCUCUGCAACUGCCAUGGCUCUAGAGCUUCUCAAAUCCACGAGUGGGGAGCGCAUGUAUAGUCAGUAUGUUUUUACUGAUAUCUCCUCUGGCUUUAUGGCUGCAGCAACGGAGAGAUUCGGUCAUGAGCAGUGCAUUGAAUACACAGUUCUUGAUAUCACCCUAGAUCCCCUCGAACAAGGGUUUGACCCUCAUAGCUUUGACUUGAUCAUCGCUUCCAAUGUUCUCCACGCUACCCCCAGUCUUCACUCCGCACUCACUCAUGUGCAUUGUCUUCUAAAGCCCACCGGUCGCUUCUUACUCCAUGAGAUUAGCCCGGAAAUCUUAAUUGCAAAUUUCACCAUGGGUGUAUUUACCGGCUGGUGGCUAGGGGAGGAUGAUGGUCGAGCAGAGCAACCGUACAUCUCACCCGAGCGGUGGGAUCGGGAGCUACGAGCAGCAGGUUUCACUGGAGCAGAUGUAACAGCUUAUGAUCAAAAGCCGCCAUAUCAUAUAUCUGCCAGCAUGGUGUCACGGCCGGUAGACGAUAUAUCCAUUCCUCCAGAUAUCUGGUUGCUCACAGGAAAUACCCCGUCCCAGUGGGCGAGUGAUGUUGAAUUGCUAUUCCGCGACGAAGGCUACACCACUCACUGGACUACCUUGCACGAAGUCCCACCUAAAGGCAAAUUCAUCGUGUCUCUGCUAGAUCUUGAAGGAGCUCCAAUAGGUUCCCUGCCGAAGAAUGACUAUGAGGUAUUCCAAAAAUACAUAGAGCAAGCGCAAGAAUGCCGAAUCCUGUGGAUCACGCGGUCAACGUCCCACACCUGCCCGGAUCCACUGUUUGGUUUCAUCCAUGGGCUCGCCCGCACUUUACGGGCGGAGCUGUUACUCGAUCUCUCAAUUUUGGAGGUUCCCACGUUGGAUACAGCGGGCGCAAAAGCUGUAAUUCAAGUUUGCGAGCAGAUACAGAGAUCCCGCGCGCACUCCCUUCCUUAUCCAGAGUAUGAGUUUGCAUUGCAUGAAGGCGAGAUUAAGGUCGGCCGAUACCACUGGACACCUCUCGUCGAGCAGCUCGCAAGUCCACCUCGAUCAGAUGCGUCCCGAAAGCUAACUCUCAGCACAUACGGGCUGCUGGAUACACUACAUUGGGCCGAGAAAGAGCCAUCCUAUGAGUUGAAUGAGGGGCAGGUUGAAGUUGAGAUGGACUACGUCGGACUGAACUUCAAGGAUAUGAUGGUUGCAAUGGGAUUUUUCGGAAACAAAGAAGAUCUCGGCCUCGAAGGCAGUGGUAUUGUGCUUCAAGUUGGACCUGAUGUGACGGAUAUCAGGGUGGGAGACCGUGUCAUCUUGAUGCAUUCUGGAGUUCUGGCCUCAAACGUUCUUGUGCCUCAAGAAGCUUGUAUCAAGCUACCGCAGGGGUUGUCGAUGGCAGAUGCGGCCACGAUGUUAACAGCCUAUGUGACUGUUCUCUAUUCACUACUUGAGAUUGGUGCUUUGAAGAAGGGCCAGGCAAGUUACCAUUGUACAUCGUCCGUUCUCAUCCACUCCGCAUGUGGCGGGGUUGGGCUAGCUGCUCUGCAAGUAUGCCGAGCUGUUGGUGCCGAGAUCUAUGCCACGGUCGGCAACGAUAAAAAGGUAGCCCAUUUGAUGGAGCAUUUUGGUUUACCUCGAGAACGAAUAUUCAACUCUCGCAACACUUCCUUCCAGCCGGACCUGAUGCGUGCCACCACUGGACGGGGAGUUGAUGUAGUACUCAAUUCUUUGUCGGGAAACUUACUGCACGCUUCGUGGGAAUGUGUCGCAAAGUUCGGACGGAUGGUUGAACUCGGGAAGCGGGACUUCAUAAGUCACGGAAUACUUAAUAUGAGCCUUUUCGAAGCCAACCGAGGAUUUUUCGGCGUUGACCUUGCACAAGUUUGCAAGGAGACUCCAGAGAUUCUCAAAAGCACCCUGGCAACAUUUUCAGAUUGGUAUCGCCAAGGGAAAAUCGGACCUAUCCAUCCUGUCAAAGUCUUUGAUGCGGUCGACAUUGUCAGUGCAUUUAGGUAUAUGCAGGCAGGCACUCACUUAGGUAAGAUCUUGGUGCGUAUGCCAUCCUCCGUGGACAGUUUGCCUCCUCCUGUCGUUAAAAGAUUCCCGACAUUCCGAUCAGACGCCGCUUAUCUUCUCAUUGGCGGGCUUGGUGGUGUUGGGCGAUCCGUAUCAACAUGGAUAGUCGAGCAGGGUGCGCGAGAGCUCAUCUUCCUCUCGCGGUCAGCUGGCAAAUCUGAGGAGGAUCAAGCAUUUAUUGGGGAACUUGAGGCGCAAGGUUGUCAUGUUAGCUGUGUGCCAGGCAAUGUGACCGAUCUUGAAGCUGUGAAGGGAGCUGUUGCCACGUGCACGCGGCCCCUUGCUGGUGUUCUCCAAAUGGCAGUUGACUUAAAGGAUCGGCUCUUCCUGCAGAUGAGCCACGAGGGGUGGGAGGCCGCGUUGGCUCCGAAAGUCACUGGAACAUGGAACCUUCAUCAUGCCACAUUGCAGCACUCACUUGAUUUUUUCGUCGUGUUUGGCUCAAUUGCCGGGGUAUGUGGUAACACCGGCCAGGCCAAUUAUGCAGCAGCAACUACAUUUUUGGAAGCAUUCACCCGGUAUCGACGACAGCAGGGACUCCCUUCUUCUAUUUUCCACCUCGGUGUGGUUGGAGAUGUAGGUGCCGCAAGUCGGAGCUCCCGGUUCCUCCAGAGAGUACAAUCAAUCGCGCUGCAUGUGCUCCAUGAAGCUGAAGUGAUUGAUGGACUCGCCGCAGCGAUCAAUAUAUCCCCAGUCAGUGAUUCUAACGCGAGUGGGGCGAUUGCAAUGGGACUUGCGCACACGAGGCGCCGCGGUGAUGUCCCCAAGGAAAUAUUCCUCGGUGGACGCGACGCUCGUUUUUUGAUUUAUCCCAACCUCGAGUCUACCAGUGCUGGCAGUGGUGGGGAUCAAUCCUCUCAUGCAAAUGCGUUAAAGGCCCUCCUUGCCCAGAUACAAGCUGAUCCCUCGCUGACGGGAAAGAGAGAGACCGAGGUUGCCUUGAUGAAGGAACUGGGCAAAUUUAUCAGCCAUAAUCUUACAGGGCAGACGCAGGAUCAGGGACCAGAUUCUGCAGAUGACAUUGAGGCAAUGGCGGGCAUGGCAGUUGACUCCCUCAUGGCUAUAGAGGUUAGGAAUUGGCUACGAAGGUCUCUGGGUGUGGAGAUUCCUACAGUGGAAAUCAACCGAGCAGGUACAUUAGGUGGCUUGGUGAAGGUCGUUUUGAAGGGACUUGGGGAGAAAUAUGAUCAGCGUGCUACCUAA
This is a messenger RNA of Penicillium psychrosexuale, 7443 nucleotides long. RefSeq lists its product as uncharacterized. Gene Ontology annotation, biological process: fatty acid biosynthetic process; secondary metabolite biosynthetic process. Gene Ontology annotation, molecular function: phosphopantetheine binding; oxidoreductase activity; fatty acid synthase activity. The transcript has 13 exons. Bases 1 to 7443 code for a protein of 2480 amino acids. The record is from RefSeq and is a predicted model, not a curated record. NCBI's taxonomy places the organism in Eukaryota, Fungi, Ascomycota, Eurotiomycetes, Eurotiales, Aspergillaceae.